This is a messenger RNA of Loxodonta africana (African savanna elephant), 1928 nucleotides long. It is a transcript of the gene GOLGA7, whose product is annotated as golgin A7. Gene Ontology annotation, biological process: Golgi to plasma membrane protein transport; protein targeting to membrane; peptidyl-L-cysteine S-palmitoylation. The coding region runs from base 112 to 522 and encodes 136 amino acids. The transcript is spliced from 5 exons. Gene Ontology annotation, cellular component: palmitoyltransferase complex; Golgi stack. The record is from RefSeq and is a predicted model, not a curated record. Lineage: Eukaryota; Metazoa; Chordata; Mammalia; Proboscidea; Elephantidae.
CUGUGGGUGGGUCCGCGGGGCUGGCGGGCCGGAGUCCCGGGUCCAGGCCAAGGAUCUGACCCGUGGUUGGUGUCCCUCCGAACCCGCAGCGCGGCCCAUCCUGUCCUCGCCAUGAGGCCGCAGCAGGCGCCAGUGUCCGGGAAGGUCUUCAUUCAGCGAGACUACAGCAGCGGAACACGCUGCCAGUUCCAGACCAAGUUCCCCGCGGAGCUGGAGAACCGGAUUGAUAGACAACAGUUUGAAGAAACAGUUCGAACUCUAAAUAACCUUUAUGCAGAAGCAGAGAAGCUUGGGGGCCAGUCAUAUCUUGAAGGAUGUUUGGCUUGUUUAACAGCAUACACCAUCUUUUUAUGCAUGGAAACUCAUUACGAAAAGGUUCUGAAGAAAGUCUCCAAAUACAUUCAAGAGCAGAAUGAGAAGAUAUACGCUCCCCAAGGCCUCCUUCUGACAGACCCCAUUGAGAGAGGACUUCGAGUUAUUGAAAUUACCAUUUAUGAAGACAGAGGCAUGAGUGGAAGAUAAACCUUAGAAUUCAAGAUCCCACCUCAAGCUGGGACCCUCGUCUAUCCACUGGCCAACCGCAGAGUGUCCCCUACCUCCUCUCCAGAGCGUCAUUCCUUUGUAUCUGCUGCCAGAGCCAUGGUGCCAUUUACUCCAAGGACUAACUUUCUAAAAUUCCACGCCUGGGGUGACCUCUAGCCGCUCAGCAUCCACUUUGUGUCUCUGAAUUGUGCAGGACUUUAUAAUCUUUUGGUUAAUUUCUGCAGAAACACAAAUGAAGCAUUUCACUUUUGUAUUCAAAGCAUUUAAUAUGUUGUUGGUCAGCCCGAUGCAAGGUUAUUUUUAUCUGCCACCAUUGGGUUCGCUUUGUUCCUUGGGCCAGGUUCCCAGGUGGCUUUAAAUGUCAACAAGUCAUAUUUUAGUCAGUGUUCAGUCUUAUUCCCCCAAAUUAAUAAAAUACUUUUUCUCCAGGAUUUUGGUGAGGGGUAGGCUGUGUCCGUGAUUUUGCUAAUGCAUCUCUGAGAUCUCAAGGAACUACCAGUUUGCCAUGACUCAGAUCUUGAGAAGAUCUAGUAUUUCUGCUAUUUACUCAUUGGAAAAAUAACAUAUAAUAUUACUUGUUUUAUUAUAGCAAUUAUUCCUAAUUAAACCAGUAUUUAAUGCAAUUUCCAGGUUUGUUUUGUUUUGUUGAAAAUUUUAUGAUUGCAUUACCAUGAUUGUUAGAAAGAUGUGAUAUGUGUUGCUUGUUUCAUUCCAAAAAUAAGUAAGCACAAUAAAGUGGAUGCUAAACCAUCAGACACAUAAAUGUCCCUGCUGUGUCCCUGAAUGUGUAAUAAGCAACUGUAAUAAAUAUUUUAAUUAUAGUUUUGUUAUAAAUAUAACUUAUGAGAAAAAAAUUUGAUAGGAAUAAUACUGUAUAUUGCUAAUUUUUAACUGUCCCUACUGGCAAACCUUAUGAAUCAUAGACCUUUCUCAUAUACAGUAUUCAAUGCACACAUCCUAUGAUUGGUUCAAGUAAAAGAAGUUAAGUGAUUUCCAAGUAAAACUCUCAAGUCUAAGUCAAUAUUUCUAGUUCUUUUGGCUGUAUGUUCUUAACAUCAGGGCUGCUUAUGCCCUUAGUUCUUUGGGGUUUGAGAGCAUUGUAUUUGGGUGAAACUUAAGAAAUACAUUAGGAAAGAAUGAAAUAGUUAAAAGUUUUACUAUCAGAGAUGUUGUAGGUGCUAAUACUGGAUUUAAUCUUUCAGAUUUAAUUUCUUUAAUGGGUUUGUUAGUUCUUGAUAAAUUCCAUAGGUCUGUGUAAUAUUUUAAUUGUAUAAAACCCCUUUGUUACUUUAUAGCCUGUAAUAGUGUUACCUGUCUGCCUUUUAAACCCGUUGCAAUAACUUUGCCGAAAUAUUAACACAUUAGUAAAACUUUUCUUAAACAAA